AUGGUCCGUACCAAGCAAACAGCGCGCAAAUCCACCGGAGGAAAGCUCCCUCGCAAGCAGCUCACCACGAAAGCGGCUCGAAAAGCCACAUCCCAAACUCCGAUGUCCGGCGGUAUCAAGAAACCCCAUCGAUAUCGCCCUGGAACCGUCGCUCUCCGUGAGAUCCGCAAAUAUCAAAAAAGCACUGAGCUGCUGAUCAGAAAGCUCCCAUUUCAGCGCCUUGUUAGAGAAAUAGCGCAAUCCUUCAAGUCAGACCUUAGGUUUCAAUCCUCCGCAAUUGGCGCCCUGCAAGAGGCUGCUGAGGCCUUUCUCGUCGGCUUAUUUGAGGAUACAAACUUGUGUGCCAUUCAUGCCAAGCGUGUUACCAUCAUGCCGAAGGACAUUGCACUCGCUAGACGCAUCAGAGGUGAACGUAUCCAACCCUAA
This is a messenger RNA of Mitosporidium daphniae, 426 nucleotides long. RefSeq names its product histone H3. Gene Ontology annotation, cellular component: nucleosome. The coding region runs from base 1 to 426 and encodes 141 amino acids. Lineage: Eukaryota; Fungi; Microsporidia. The transcript has 2 exons. Gene Ontology annotation, molecular function: structural constituent of chromatin; protein heterodimerization activity; DNA binding. The record is from RefSeq and is a predicted model, not a curated record.